AUGGCCUCCAAACUUUCCGAAUACGGCUUCGAGUUCCAUAACUGGGCCGGCGGCCAAGAGGGGGCUGACAUGUUUGGUUUGAGCCAUGCUAUGAUCGUACCGAAGGAUGUCCGCAGGGUAAUCCUUAGCGGUCAAGUUGGUAUCAAGGACGACGGGACAGUACCCGCAGAUCUCGGCGAAGAGAUUAGAGAGGCUUUUGAGCAUGUCUUGCUGUCUCUUAAAGCUGCAGGUUUGGGGGACGAUGCAUUUGAACACGUUUACUCGGUACAAACAUACGAAGUAAGCAAAGAUGGGAAAGGAAUUGCCCAAGUUUUGGUGCCCAUCGCUAGGGAAUCCUUCAAGAACACCAAACCUGCCUGGACUGGAGUUGAAGUGAGCGCCUUGUUUCUGCCCAGCUUACAUUUGGAGAUUCAUGUUGAGGCCUACUUGCCAAAUUGA
Molecule: messenger RNA, 438 nt
Organism: Fusarium falciforme
Lineage: Eukaryota; Fungi; Ascomycota; Sordariomycetes; Hypocreales; Nectriaceae
Product: Endoribonuclease l-psp family protein
Exons: 2
Coding region: 1-438 (145 amino acids)
Source: RefSeq, a predicted model, not a curated record